AUGAACGGUUCGGCCGAGGUGUCCUCCGUUCGGGCGGUUGGGGCGGCCCCGGGAAUUAGUGCCACCGAUUUGUUUCCACUUUCCCGCUGGGUCCCGUUCUGAGGAUAGGCCCUUAUUCUCGGGUUUCGGGGUGAUGUUUCUCAGGGUUUGCUCGGUGGCUACUCCCACGCCGCCCGUGAUUUUGCAUACUAUUUGCGCAGUUGUGGCCUUUCCCAAGUGGGCGUCUUUAGCUUUCUUCCGUUCCGGUUGGGGAUACGGACAGGGGCGCGUCCUGUCUGUUCAUCACCAAAACCCGCCCGACAGCACCACCACCAUAAAAAGCAGGAGAGAAGCGCCCGAAAACCUAACCAGUCGGUCAGCAGGAGACCCCUGCAGGGGGAACCCCCUCGGAGUUCCACUCCGGGGGCUGGGGUAAAGAUACACCGGGCCCAACCCCUCCCAGCCGCCGUUCCCCCGACUAGGAGCCGCUUUCCCCCGGGGCUUCGGGACGCGGGGGUAGGGGUUUGUCCAGGCGGCUUCCUGCCACAGUCAGGGCCAGGCAUGAGGCGGCCCCUUCGGGGUCAAGUUCUGAUUCCAACGCGAGUAAGGUCACGCACGCCAUUACUACCCAUUUCCCCGGUUAGGGCGGUGUUCGCAUCCCCGGAGGGGAAAGGGGCGGGAGGUUUGUCUUCUUAGGCGGGGAGGGGUCCCAAUUGUCAAUCUUCACGGCAGAUUGUUGGUACGGGCUCAGAUUAGAUGUAGCCUCAGGGAAGGGCGUGUCGGGAGCGCCUUGUCGGGGAGCGUUCACUUUCGAAGUGGUGACAGCAAUUAGGUGGAAAGUUGGGAAACGGGGGGGGGUCAGGGGGCCCGUCCAUCCACCCAGGAACGGGUGUCCUAGGGAAAUCGGGGGGCGGCGAAGGUAGGAGGAGGGGAGAGGGGGGGCCCCCGCAAAAUGGGGGGGCACACGCCCAGGGGGGGAGGCACCUCGGGAGUGCGAGGUGGCACUGGGGUUUCCCGGGAAGGGCCCCACAUCACCCAGGUAGUUGCCUUUUAGCCGUUUUUUCCGCAGUGGACUUUCCGGUGGCCUGGGGUAGUUAGGCCGGGGCUGGAAUUCAGGUGGUUGUUUGAGUAGUGUUUUUUGGUAAGUUGUUGGGUUACCCCCUUGUGCCUUGGGGGUUCGGGCAGGGGCCCACUAGAUGUGUCCGGGGGGUCAUCAGGAGAAAAGGCAAUUUUUGAUUGACUCUCCUGCGAUACCGGUGGUGCUGGCAUGCCCUGGUUAAGAUACCCAUAACCCCGUAUUUCGUGGCAGGAGAGGGCUCUGAAGGAGUGGUCUGCUCAGUUGUGUGGGUAGAUGUUUGGGCGUUUCCUUAGGGGCUACCUCGGUGGAAAGUCCAAACCAGGUGCCCGCAUUGCAACAUCCACUGAGUAUGGGGAUCUGGCUAUCGCGUUUAGUAAGGCGAGUGGCGACGCGAUUGCCACCCCAUAGGCAGGGGGGAUUGUGCGAUAGACCUUCAGGCAGGAGCUGCGUCCCACGGAGUCAUGUGUAUCCUCUGUCUCAGGAGGAGAAGAAGAAAGCUAUGGAGGUUUACAUAGACGAAUCACUGAGACAAGGAUACAUACGGCCGUCCACUUCCCCCGCGUCCUCGAGUUUCUUUUUCGUGAAGAAGAAGGAUGGGGGGUUGCGUCCGUGCAUCGACUACCGUGGUCUCAAUCAGAUUACGGUGAAGUAUAGUUAUCCACUCCCGCUGAUUGCGACCAUGACUGAGUCGUUGCAUGGGGCGCGUUUCUUCACGAAAUUAGAUCUCAGGAGCGCGUACAACUUGGUGCGCAUCAGGAAGGAUGAUGAAUGGAAAACAGCCUUUAGUACCACCUCGGGCCAUUACGAGUAUCUCGUCAUGCCAUACGGGUUGAUGAAUGCUCCGUCAGUUUUCCAAUCAUUCGUGGAUGAGAUCUUCAGGGACAUGCAGGGACAGGGAGUGGUGGUGUACAUAGAUGACAUCCUCGUGUACUCACCUACCCGUGUCGAGCAUGUGGCCCUGGUGCGCAGAGUGUUGCGGAGGCUGGUGGAGCACGACCUGUAUGUGAAGGCAGAGAAGUGUCUGUUUUUCCAGGAGUCGAUUUCCUUCUUGGGGUAUCAGUUGUCUGCGUCAGGGGAGAAGAUGGAGGUAGACCGAGUGUCAGCCGUGAGUAAUUGGCAAACACCAACCACUGUGAAAGAGGUGCAGCAGUUUUUGGGGUUUGCGAAUUACUACCGGAGGUUUAUCCGGGGUUUUGGGCAGGUGGCAGCUCCCAUCACGUCUCUCUUAAAGGGGGGCCCGGUGCGUCUGCAGUGGUCAGUCGAGGCGGACAGGGCUUUUAAGAAGCUGAAGGACCUGUUCACCUCGGCUCCGGUGCUGGCGCAUCCGGAUCCCUCUUUACCAUUUCAGGUAGAGGUGGACGCGUCUGAAGCCGGUAUUGGCGCCGUGCUGUCCCAACGGUCAGGCGCGCCACCUAAACUCCGCCCCGUUGCCUUCUAUUCUAAGAAGCUCAGCCCGGCGGAGCGAAAUUAUGACGUAGGGGACAGGGAGCUGUUAGCUGUGGUCCAAGCCCUUAAGGUGUGGAGGCACUGGCUUGAGGGGGCUCAACACCCUUUCCUCAUUUUGACGGACCACCGUAACCUGGAGUACAUCCGGGCAGCGAGGAGGCUGAACCCUCGACAGGCUAGAUGGAGUAUGUUUUUGACCCGUUUCUCUUUUAAGAUCACCUACAUCCCUGGGUCACAAAACGGUAAGGCAGAUGCACUGUCUCGGCGGUAUGACGGGGAGGAGAGGUCCGUGGAGCCCACUCCCAUACUGCCGGAGUCGUGUCUAGUGGCACCGGUGGUGUGGGAGCUCGAUUCUGAGCUCGAGCGGGCAUUACGCACCGACCCUAGUCCACCACAAUGCCCGGAGGGUCGGAAGUAUGUUCCGCUCGAGUGUCGGGAUCGAUUGAUCUAUUGGGCUCACACGUCACCCUCCUCUGGACAUCCGGGUAUCGGCCGGACAGUGCACUGUCUUAGUGCCAAAUAUUGGUGGCCUACGUUGGCCAGGGAUGUGAGGGUUUAUGUUUCCUCCUGCUCGGUGUGCGCCCAGUGUAAGGCGCCUAGACAUCUGCCUAGGGGUAAGUUACUACCCCUGCCCGUUCCACAACGACCAUGGUCCCACCUCUCGGUGGAUUUUAUAACUGACCUUCCCCUCUCUCAAGGGAAUACUACACUCCUGGUCGUUGUGGAUCGGUUCUCUAAGGCCUGUCGUUUGCUCCCCAUGCCGGGUCUUCCUACUGCCCUACAAACCGCCGAAGCACUAUUCACGCAUGUGUUCCGGCACUACGGGGUGCCCGAGGACAUUGUGGCUGACCGGGGUCCCCAAUUCACCUCCAGAGUCUGGAGAGCUUUUAUGGAGCGGUUGGGGGUCUCGGUGAGUCUCACCUCGGGUUACCACCCGGAGAGUAAUGGGCAGGUGGAACGCGUAAACCAGGAUGUGGGCAGGUUUCUCAGAACAUACUGCCGGGACCGGCCGGAGGAGUGGGCGAGAUAUGUGCCCUGGGCUGAGAUGGCACAGAACUCUCUUCGCCACUCCUCCACCCAACUAACCCCUUUUCAGUGUGUUUUAGGGUACCAGCCGGUUCUGGCACCAUGGCAUGAGAGCCAGAUCGAGGCCCCCGCUGUGGAUGAGUGGGUGCGGCGCUCGGAGGAGACGUGGAACGCUGCACACGUCCAUCUGCAGCGUGCCAUACGUCGACAGAAGACGAGCGCCGACCUACACCGCAGUGAGGGGCCUGUGUACGCACCUGGAGAUCGAGUCUGGCUCUCUGCCAGAAACCUGCCCCUCCGCCUGCCCUGUCGGAAACUGGGUCGGCGGUUUGUAGGGCCAUUUAAAGUCCUGAGAAGGUUGAACGAGGUUUGUUAUAGAUUACAGUUGCCAGUGGAGUAUAAAUGUAUUAACCCCUCGUUCCAUGUGUCCCUUCUCAGGCCGGUGGUAGCAGGCCCGCUCCAAGAACAUGAGAUCUUGGAGACCCCCCCCGCCCCCAUUGGACAUCGAGGGGGCACCGGCGUACACCGUGAGAUCCAUCUUGGAUUCUAGACGUCGGAGAGGGGGUCUUCAGUAUCUAGUGGAGUGGGAGGGGUACGGUCCGGAGGAGCGGUGCUGGGUGCCGAGGAGAGACAUCUUGGACCCGUCGCUCCUGACGGAAUUCCAUCGGGGGUAUCCGACGCGCCCUGCGCCGCGGCCUCCGGGUCGUCCCCAAGGCCGGAGUCGGCGCGCGUCUGGAGCCGCGCGUCAAGGGGGGGGUACUGUCACGGUUUCGGCCGAGGCUGCCUCUCUCCCUUGUUCGGGCAGGCUUCGGCGUUCGUCGUCUCCGGAAUUCUAGCUGCCACCGAUUUAUGUUUUCAUGUUCGUUUGCUUUUGUCUGUUUGUGUCACACCUGUUUCUGUUUUACGUGAUUAGUGUCCUAUAAGUUUCUCGUUGUGUUUGUCUUGUGUUGUGUGUGAUUGUUUUCGUCAGUGUUGUGUUUGCUCGGUUGAGCAUAUUUCUCUCCACUGCGCUGGAGCUCGUUUGCACUUGUUUCGUGCACUACAUAUUUUGUCGCACCUGUUUUGUGCGCAUUUUGCCUACACGCCUUGGGCGUAGUUUAGCUGUUGGGCUUUGUUGCCCUGUUGCCUGUGUUUUGGGUCGGAAUACAGCUUUUGGAACCUACCGUCUGCGUCCUGCAUCUGAUUUCCUACACCACACCUACACACGCCCUGACACUAAUUAUCAUAAAUUUACAGAAGAAUCCUCAAUCCAUCCUGGAUUCCCAACACAUCUGUAAUUAAACCCCAGUGAUGCACAUAGCCUCCAAAAUGCAAUUUUUAAUGAAUCAGUUUGCCACGCCUAUGCGAAAUGGUCAUAACAUCACAUAUCCUGUUAGGGAAAGAUUUUGUAACCAUAAUCAGUACCAAAACCUUUUUUUUUUUUUUUUUUUUUUGACUUGAUCCUCUGCCACGUGACGUGAUCACUUCCUGUAUCUCCUCGCUCCUCUCACUUAGCGUUCCUCUCAUAUGACAGAAGAACAAAGACACAACAUAACAUUUUAGUCGUUAAUGCAGUCACUGAGUAUUUCCAACCAUUCAAUAUUCGUUCGUUCUACAUUAUUCACUCUAAGACUAAACUCAGAAUUAAAUAGAUCGCUCAAAAACCCUUUUUUUAUUUUUUAUUUUAAUCCGUUAUUUAAUUAUUUAAUUCAAUCUAUUAUAAUCCGUUAUCCUAUAUUUAAUUUAAUUCAAUGCAUUAUACUUCGUCAACAUAUAUUUAAUUUAUAAAUUCAAUAGGUCCCAAAACAAGUUUCAUCUUAAUCCACCGCCGUUUAAACUAGAAUCAUCGUGUUAAAAUUUCUCCUCUGUCUAUUUUCCCUUGCAGGGUAACGCCAAAUGGGACCUAUGACCUUAAGCCACCAUUUUGUUUUGUAGGCUUAGCCAACCUCAUUUUGUAGUUUUUAUCCCCGUAAAAUCAACACGUGUCCUAAUCUCGUGUCAUAACCUCCCCUUUCUGUAGGGUAGUAUCGCAAAAUUAAACGCAUGCGCACAACCAUUCAAGCCCAUGCUUACUACAAAAUAGAACGCCAGCAUCCUACCUCAGUUUCUCUAUUUUACACUUAUAGCCAGACAAUAACACAACAUAACUCACAUUUACGCAGAACUUUCAGUUCCACCUACAUACAAACAAGUUUAAGAGGCUUGAAUCCAUCGCAGUGGACCCCUAAGGAUAUCCGUUAGCAUGUAACACGCAACACAAUUAGCAUCUAGCUUAGCCCAAGGUACACUGACACAACACACAAUUAGCAUGUAACAUUAGCAUCCACCUCAGCCACCAUAGCAACGAGGCACCACGUAGCCUAAACCAAUCCAGCCCUAGCUUCAGCCUCUAGCCAACUGCGACCUACUACACAAAUGAACAUCCCGCAUUGCACCUUUAAUUGAUUACUGUUUCCUUUGCCCUAAAUUUAUUCUGCCGUGGGUAUGGCUAUUUCAGUGAGCGACCCUCCCCAAUGCAACUAUCCCGUCGAACAGAGGUUGAGUAAGCAAUCCCCAAGAAAUUUUCAACCAACCCCCAGUCCCAGACUGAACCUGAACACUCAUAAUGCAUGUCCAGGAUUUUGGCCCACCCUGGUGGUCGCCCCGUUCGUUACGAGGUCUUAUCUAAACCACUGCAAUGCUCUAAAGAAUGCGCAUAUCUGAAUUUACCCAUCAUUGCCAUCCGUUACCAAUGAAAUAUAAACUUAUCACUCUAAAUCCUACAGUUUAAUGCUCUAAAUUCCAAUUAACUGUCGUUUCCGAUGAAAUAAAUUUAGCAGACUUCAGUCGACCAGCAACAAACACCACCUGAGGCCAGGUCAUAUGGAACAUCCCCUCAAUGUACACAAGUCAUAUCCAAUCUACCAAACUCCGAAGCGGUAAGAACACACUCACCCUUUUUCGGCCAUGCUUCAGAGAGAGUUAGGCCGGCGGUUGACUGAAACAAAGAGGAGACGCAAACCCAUGCCCCACGUUGGGCGCCAUUAUGUCGUAUAUGAUGAAUGGUGGUAAUAUUGCUGAUGAACAAAAAGUCCGUUAUGCUGCAUCGUGUCAGAAGUUUUUAUUCAUACCACGAGGUUACAGCAUAAAUUCACAGACACGCGUUGCCUGGAGAACGCCUCCCAGAUUGUUAUGGCCGUUCUGUCGUCUCAUCGUUUAACUCCUAUUUAUAAACAAUGCAAAGGGAGGGGCUACUCCCUCUUCUGGCCAAUCACCAGUCUCCCCUCGGGCGUCACCCUCCAAGCGGCACAUUUCAAAUAACAUCAUAAAACCUCCCCCCUCUGGCCUGAACCAACAUUCCAUUUCGUCAUGAAAAACAUUUAACAAAGACAUAAUCUUCAGAUACGAUAAGAGCUCAGGUGCAUUUUGCAGCAUAUUAUAACAUUCAGUGAAUGGAUACAAAGUGCCAUCUUGAGUUGAUGGGUAGGCUACAGUCUGGGAUCUGGGAAUAAUAGUCAUUUCAAUUAUUGAACCAUUGAUUCUAUUCUUGGAUAAUAUAAUGUAUAAAUGUACACCAAGGUAAUUCUUUGUCUUGCCUCAUCUGAGCAGGAUCAGAUGGUGACAGGUGUCUCAGCAGGGUCAGGCAACCAGGGAAGAUCAGUCUGUGACAGCACUGAGGAUGCAACACUCUUCUCUCUGUACAGCAAAAACUCGACAAGCCAGAAGCUUCAAAGAUUGAAACUAUUUUAAGGCAGUCUGACAAACCUCUAAAGUUUCCAAACUGGGUUGAUAGAGGCUUUUCCCGAUGACACAAAACAUGUAAAACAAAUAUUUGUGGGAGACACUAUUGAUGAUGAUGAAUGGAUACAGAUAUUUAUGAAUGCCCAGUCAUGUUCAUAUAAUCUCAGACAUAAAUUACGGCAGUUUAAGAAACUGAAUAUCAUGCACUCAGAAAUGUAGUUCCUCUGCUGGAGGUGUAAAACACAAAAGGGACACAUUUGUAUAUGUUAUGCUCUUGUGAAGGCUGGCUGAAUUCUGGCAAAGAGUAUGUUAUUUUAUCUCAGCAUGUCUACAGAUUCUCCCUUCUCCCUGUUUUUGUUUGCUUGGAAAUGUUAAUACUGGAGACUUAUCAGAAGAAACUGUGUAACCUAGCAUUUAUAGCGGCUAAGAAAUGCAUUGCCAUUAAUUGGAAGGUUGGAUAUUCUCCCACAAUGUAACAAUGGUUGGCAGAAAUGUCAAGUUACAGUUGAAGUCGGAAGCUUACAUACACCUUAGCCAAAAACAUUUAAACUCAGUUUUUCACAAUUCCUGACAUUUAAUCCUUGUAAAGAUUCCCUGUCUUAGGUCAGUUAGGAUCACCACUUUAUUUUAAGAAUGUGAAAUGUCAGAAUAAUAGUAGUAUUUAUUUCAGCUUAUAUUUCUUUCAUCACAUUCCCAGUGGGUCAGAAGUUUACAUACACUCAAUUACUAUUUGGUAGUAUUGCCUUUAAAUUGUUUAACUUGGGUCAAACGUUUUGGGUAGCCUUCCACAAGCUUCCCACAAUAAGUUGGGUGAAUGUUGGCCCAUUCCUCCUGACAGAGCUGGUGUAACUGAGUCAGGUUUGUAGGCCUCCUUGCUCGCACACGCUUUUUCAGUUCUGCCCACAAAUGUUCUAUAGGUUUGAGGUCAGGGCUUUGUGAUGGCCACUCCAAUACCUUGACUUUGUUGUCCUUAAGCCAUUUUGCCACAACUUUGGAAGUAUGCUUGGGGUCAUUGUCCAGUUGGAAGACCCAUUUGCGACCAAGCUUUAACUUCCUGACUUGAUGUCUUGAGAUGUUGCUUCAAUAUAUCCACAUAAUUUUCCUUCCUCAUGAUGUCAUCUAUUUUGUGAAGUGCACCAGUCCCUCCUGCAGCAAAGCACCCCCAUAGCAUGAUGCUGCCACCCCCGUGCUUCACGGUUGGGAUGGUGUUCUUCGGCUUGCAAGCCGCCCCCUUCUUCCUCCAAACAUAACGAUGGUCAUUAUGACCAAACAGUUCUAUUUUUGUUUCAUCAGACCAGAGGACAUUUCUCCAAAAAGGACAAUCUUUGUCCCCAUGUGAAGUUGCAAACCGUAGUCUGGCUUUUUUAUGGCGGUUUUGGAGCAGUGGCUUCUUCCUUGCUGAGCGGCCUUUCAGGUUAUGUCGAUAUAGGACUCGUUUUACUGUGGAUAUAGAUACUUCUGACCUGUUUCCUCCAGCAUCUUCACAAUGUCCUUUGCUGUUGUUCUGGGAUUGAUUUGCACCAAAGUACAUUCAACUCUAGGAGACAGAAAGCGUCUCCUUCCUGAGCGGUAUGACGGCUGCGUGGUCCCAUGGUGUUUAUACUUGCAUACUAUUGUUUGUACAGAUGAAUGUAGUACCUUCAGGCGUUUGGAAAUUGCUCCCAAGCAUGAACCAGACUUGUGGAGGUCUACAAUUGUUUUUCUGAGGUCUUGGCUGAUUUCUUUUGAUUUUCCCAUGAUGUCAAGCAAAGAGGCACUGAGUUUGAAGGUAGGCCUUGAAAUACAUCCACAGGUACAUCUCCAAUUGACUCAAAUGAUGUCAAUUAGCCUAUCAGAAGCUUCUAAAGCCAUGACAUCAUUUUCUGGAAUUUUCCAACUUCUGACCCACUGGAAUUGUGAUACAGCGAAUUAUAAGUGAAAUAAUCUGUCUGUAAACAAUUGUUGGAAAAAGUACUUGUGUCAUGCACAAAGUAGAUGUCUUAACCGACUUGCCAAAACUAUAGUUGGUUAACAAGACAUUUGUGGAGUGGUUGAAAAACAAGUUUUAAUGACUCCAACCUAAGUGUAUGUAAACUUCUGACUUCAACUGUAUGUAUCACUAGAUUUGAUUUAUUACAAGAUUAAGGGUGUACUGUGCAACUUUCAUAAGGUCUGGAUGCCUCUGGAUGCCUUAUAUGGAAUGCUGUAAGACGAAAGGAGUCUGUAUUGAAAACAUGCCCACGUCAGGGAGAUACCUAUUUAGGUCAUCCCUAGCUUCUGGGCCGCUCAGUCCUGGCCCUGGGGGUCUGCCGUCCUGUGGGUUGUCACUCUGGCCUUGGCCUUACACACCUGAAAUCAAUAAUGAAUGUUUCACUAAGAUCCUAAAGCUGAGUGGGGUGUGUUGGGGCACUGCAGGGCGGUGGACCCCUAGGGGCAGGACGGGGUGGUCCAGCUAUAUUGUGUGCAAGUAAAAACAGUACUACAGUACUAUUAGGCCUGUGAUAUGAAUGACAGUGCCCUCUGUAAUUUUUUCUUCUUUUGGCUCUAUUCUCCAAAAGUUUGGAUUUGAAAUCUAACCAUGACUAUGAAGUUAAAGUUCAAACUAUCAGCUUUCAUUUGGCUGUGUACUCCAGUACUUUGGAUUUGAAAUGGUACAAUCACUAUGAGGUUGAAGUGCAGACUGUCAGGUUUAUUUUGAAGGUAUUUUCAUCCAUAUCAGGUGAACCGCUUAGAAAUUACAGCACUGUUUGUACAUAGUCCCCCUAUUUUAGGGGAGCAAAAGUAUUGGGACAAAUACACUUGUAUGUGUAUUAAAGUAGUAAAAAGUUAAGUAUUUAGUCCCAUAUUCAUAGCACGCAAUGACUACAUUAAUCUUGUGACUCUACAAAUGGGAUGCGUUUGCUGUUUGUUUUGGUUGUGUUUCUGAUUAUUUUGUGCCCAGUAGAAAUGAAUGGUAAAUUAUGUAUUUUGUCAUUUUGGAGUCACUUUUAUUGUAAAUAAUUAUAUAAUAUGUUUCUAAAUAACCCCCCCAAAAAUACUAACCUCCCCUUUUAUGAUAUUAACAGGGGAGGUUAGUCUUUUUUGGGGGGGUAUGAUAAUAAUAAUUAAUAAUAUGCCAUUUAGCAGAUGCUGUUAUCCAAAGCGACUUACAGUCAUGCGUGCAUAAUUAUUUUUAUUUUUUUGUGUAUGGGUGGUCACGGGGAUCGAACCCACUACCUUGGCAUUACAAGCGCCGUGCUCUACCAGCUGAGCUACAGAGGACGCACAGGAUAUUUGUGCGUCUGUAACUUUGUUACUCAUCAUUAUUCACGAUUCAUUCAGGACUAUCCAUAAUCAUGGUAGCGUUCACAUUCAUGUAGAAGUGUUUAGAAACACAUGAUGUUCUUAUUUACAAUAAAAGUUAGAUUGUGUAGAAAUACAGGAAAUUAUCUUUAGAUGCCCAAAAACAAUCAGAGGGAGGACAACCAGACCCCCCACCAGGUUAUGUCCCCCCCUCCACUUCUAAAACCAAAGUUGCGCCCCUGAAAUUACCAUCAUUUUGUAUGCAAUUGUUCACAGAAUAACCAUAUGUUGUGUGCUCACUACGCCCACUGAGACUUGGAAAAGCAUAGCACAGUUUAUUAGGCUACAGAUCUAAUAAUUUAUGAUGAUCUUCACAGGGUGGUGAAAGUGCACAGUGAUGAGCUUGAUGCUAAUUUUCUAUAAAUAUUGAGGGUCUUAAUUGUAUGCUGGUGACAUGAUGAUCAGUGCUUGGCUGCCAUUUUUAUUGACAAAUAAAAAUGAUCUCGCUCCUAUCCAUAAUAUCAUCAUGUACCCUCUGCACUGUAUCUGCAAGCUGUUGGUUAGAGCACAUGUGCCAAUACCAUAGUGGCCACAUUUACUGUUAGUUGCAAUGUUUUUUGUGCCAAAAAUAUCAACAGAGUUAAAUAUGGGAUGGAAACACAUAGAACUUCUGUUUUUUAUUCGGUGAAUGAAAAGUUAUAAGACAAAGUGCUUUUUAUGUGGACUACGUCAUUAUGAACAGCUUUGUAAUCGCAACAAUCCAGUUUGAUGGAAACACACCACUGACAAUAACAUUUGCAUAUUUUUGUGUGCAAAUAUUGAUAUAUUCUCUUAAAUCUUUCGACAAAAAGAUUGAAUGUUUACUGAGCCAAGCCUAAGCCCUAUUGGUAAUUACAAUGGUAAUUGUACACUGCAUGAAGGGGUAUACGUACAGUAUGCACAUGUUUAUAUGACGUAUAUACCUGGGUCCCAUAGAAUUUGUGCUUAAUUUAGGAGGAGAAUUUGGCUGUGUUAAAGGAUGGCGCUUCAGAGAAAGAUGCUGAGCAGAGCCUAAGCCCUAUUGGUAAUUACAAUGUCAAUUGUAUAUAUAUGCACAUGUUAAUACCAGGUAUACACCUGUGUCCCACAGACUUUGUGUUAGUUUGGGAAGAGAAUUUAGCUGUGUUGAAGAAUGGCGCAUCAGAGAAAGACAAGUCAAGUCACGCCACCCAAGACUCACACAGGAAGUGGAGGAAAGAUUUCCUGUCAAGACUUCAAGCAGCCGGCAUUGACCAGGAGAUGGUGAGCGAGGAAUAAGGGAAAGGGUCGUUUACAUUUACUAGAGCCCUGAGUUUUAUGACCAGACUAGGAAAAACUCUGAGCCCUAGUUAUAGCCCAUAGUUAUUAGCCUAUGACCAGGGCCCAGAGUGUUUCCUGAUCAGGUCAUGUAAUCCGGAAAAACUCCUGCCCCAAUAAACGACACAUCACCCAUGAUAAACAACUGCUCCCAUACCAGUCAUGGUUCCUCUCUGAGCUGCACGCUCCAGGAUUCAGCUAGAAAGAGAAAGACUUUAUCAAUAUUUACACGGCUUCCAGAGAGCUUGUCUUACAAGUAAUUAAUUUAGCCCUUUCUACUUGGUGCUUGAAUCAACAAGCUACCACAUACACUACCAGUCAAAAUGUGUAUUAUUUUUUACAUUGUAGAAUAAUAGUGAAGACAUAAACUAUGAAAUAACACAUUUGGAAUCAUCUAGUAAACAAAAAGGUGUUCAAAGUAUAUUACAAAUCAAAGUAUAUUUUAUAUUUGAGAAUCUUCAAAUAGCCACCCUUUGCAUUGAUGACAGCUUUGCACACUCUUGGAAUUCUCUCAACCAGCUUGGUAAAAUAGCCCUUACACAGCCUGGAGGUGUGUUGGGUCAUUGUCCUGUUGAAAAACAAAUGAUAGUCCCACUAAGCCCAAACCAGAUAGAAUGGCGUAUCGCUGUAGAAUGCUGUGGUAGCCAUGGUUACUACAUGAUUCCAUAUGUGUUAUUUCAUAGAUUUUAUGUCUUCACUAUUAUUCUACAAUGUAGAAAAUAUUAAAAAUAAAGAAAAACCCUGGAAUGACUAGGUGUGCCCAAACUUUUGACUGGUACUGUAUAUACUGAACAAAAAUAUAAACGCAACAUGUAAAGUGUUGGUCCCAUGUUUCAUGAGCUGAAAUAAAAGAUCCCAGUACUGUUCCAUACGCACAAAAAGCAUAUUUCUCUCAAAUAUUGUGCAUACAUUUGUUUACAUCCCAGUUAGUGAGCAUUUCUCCUUUGCCAAGAUAAUCCAUCCACCUGAUAGCUGUGGCAUAUCAAGAAGAUGAUUAAACAGCAUGAUCAUUACACAGGUGCACUUUGUGCUGGGGAAAAUAAAAGACCACUCUAAAAUGUGCAGUUUUGUCUCACAACACGAUGCCACAGAUGUCUCAAGAUUUGAGGGAGCGUGCAAUUGGCAUGCUGACUGCAGGAAUGUCCACCAGAGCUGUUGUUACCAUAAGCCGCCUCCAAUGUCGUUUUAGAGAAUUUGGCAUUACGUCCAACCGGACUAAAAACCGCAGACCACGUGUAACCACGCCAGCCCAGGACCUCCACAUCCGGCUUCUUCACCUGCAGGAUUGUCUGAGCCCAGCCACCUGGACAGCUGAUGAAAAGGAGGAUUAUUUCUGUCUGUUAUAAAGCCCUUUUGUGGGGAAAAACUCAUUUUGAUUGGCUGGGCUUGGCUCCCCAGUGGGUGGGCCUGGCUCCCAAGUGGAUGGGCCUAUGCCUUCCCAGGCCCACCCAUGGCUGCACCCCUGCCCAGUCAUGUGAAAUCCAUAGAUUAGGGCCUAAUGAAUGUAUUUCAAUUGACUGAUUUCCUUAUAUGAACUGUAACUCAGUAAAAUCUUUAAAUUGUUGCAUGUUUUGUUAUAUUUUUGUUCAGUAUAAUAUCGGUGCAUAAUACCAUAUAAUUAUAUUAUACAAACAAUGUAAAAAGUGUGAUAAACGUUUAGUUUGUAUUACGCUAUAAUAUUUUUAUCGUCCAGCAUCAGUGGAAAUAAAUCAUUGGUGUAUCCAAUAAACAUGCAUAGUCAGUGAUUUCUGUUUUCCUUUUUGGUUCUCCGCUAGAGGGAAGUUCUUCAAGCUAAGAAGAAAAUCUCCUAUGUGCUCCUGAGCGCCCCCUGGAGUGUCCUUUGCUACUACGCUGAGGAGAUCAGUCUCCGGGUCCCUCUGCAGGUCAGUCAGUCAGUUGACUCAGUUCUUGUGUUUCUACUCUCCUGUCACGUCAAAGGAGUUUAAGACCUUAGGUGUUAGGGUCAAUUCAGCUUUCAAUUCAGUCAAUUCAGGAAUUGAAUUGAAAUCGAAUUAAUCAAUUGAAAAAAAAUGCACAUAGAAACGUUGAGUUCAUGAAUGAAUUUCAAUUCACUAGCCAACCCUCCUCCUGGAGAACUACUGAACAGGCUUUUGCUCCAGUCAUGUUCUAACACACCAGAUUCAGCUAAUCAAGGUCCAGUUGAUAGAACAGCAACUGGGUAAGCAAAAGCCUUCAUACACAGUAGCUCUCCAGGAGGAGGGUUGGUCACUCUUGCUUUAGGGUGCUUAAUCUCACAUGUUGACAAAGUUAAACAAAUGAGACACAAGGACAUAACGGUGCUGCAUAUUCCUCAGAUGGUAACCACACCAAACUACAACUGGUCAGAGAGGAUGCUAGAGAAAACAAAAAUCCCAAACCUCAUGAGCCAAGACGUGCCCAACCUGCCCCCAGACUAUUACACCUGCCAGUUUCGCACCAACAAACUGGAGAGGUAUGUUAAAAUCCUAAAUGCUUUGCUUAGCAGCUGCUAUCAUUCAAACCACACUAAAUUCUUUGCAUUUCCACAAUUAAAUAUCUUCCUGAAACAAUUAAAUUAAAACACCUGACUUGGGGGGUAAAAACUGUAUGACCUUUUUGGAUUUUCCCAGCAAGAUACUAGUCCAGUUUUAAAACCACUUUACUGGUUUUGUACAAAGAAAACCACUUCUAUAAAGUAUUAUUCCCUCAGGCUAUGCUGUUUUGCCCGAAGGUGAAAAGGCAUGAUGUGUACAUUCAGGCUUAAAGGGUGUAAAAUGCAUGGGAAAUAAACACUGGCAGUGGCUUGGAGGUGACCCAGCCUCAACAUUGAGUCUAAACACACAGUGUUGCGUUUGAGUUGCAGGUGUUGCUACAGAGAGGUGGGAUCUAGGCAACAGAGGAGUAUAUCCAAUAUUUAACUUCAAAGCCUGCAAUAUGCAUACAGUAUGUAUGACCACCUGGCUGUGUCUACAGGUUUCUGGGCAGUGAGAAUAAGAAGACGUUCUUCAAAACUACCCAAAGACACCAAGUAGUGAGUUUGCCAUUUCAACUUGAUUCUUCAACUUGGAUCAGUAUCUUGCAGUAAAAGUAUCACCAAUAAGGUAUUUCAAGGAAACACAGCCAUUCACACACAUGUGGAUCUCUCUACUCUUAUGGUAACUCUCUAUCUGAGCUCAGGGUUGAGUUCAUUAGGGCAGGCAAUGGAAAACAUUUCAAAGCAUUUUGCAACGGAAAAAUAAAUUAAACAGUUAUUGGUAGUCGCUCCCUGUUUCCGUCCGUUUUCUUCCAUUUGGUGCCCAAUGAACACUACCCUGAUUUACUAGUCAGAUCCCAGAUACAAAGAGGAGGUCAUAAUGGACAUGUGAUAAACACAUCUGAUGUAUUUGACACUACAGUAGUAGAAUAAUAGACUUCCUCACUUUGACAGUACAACACAUUCCUUUGUCUGACCUAGCUGUAUGAGAUUUUAGCACGGACGCCUUAUGGGGCAUUAAAAAGAGGAGAGGUGGGAAUCGAAAGGCUGCUCAGCGAGAAUGCCUUCUCUGCUGCUUACCCCCUGCAUGAGGUUAGUGUCCUCCAUAGACAUACCAUAUGUUCUGUAUAUAUAAUGUAUGUACUGUAUGUACUGUAUGUAUGCAUGUACAGUAUAUUCGGAAAGUAUUCAGACCCCUUUACUUUUUUCACAUUUUGUUACGUUACAGCCUUAUUCUAAAAUGGAUUUUUUUAAAUGAUCCUCAUCAAUCUACACACAAUACCCCAUAAUGACAAAGCAAAAACACGUUUUUUACAUACAGUUGAAGUCAGAAAUUUACAUACACGUUAGACAAAUACAUUUAAACUCAGUUUUCACAAUUCCUGUCAUUUAAUCCUAGUAAAAAUUCCCUGUCUUAGGUCAGUUAGGAUCACCAGUUUAUUUUAAGAAUGUGAAAUGUCAGAAUAAUAGUAGAGAGAAUUAUUUAUUUCAGCUUUUAUUUCUUUCAUCACAUUCCCAGUGAGUCAGAAGUUUACAUACACUCAAUUAGUAUUUGGUAGUAUUGCCUUUAAAUUGUUUACUUUGGGUCAUACGUUUUGGGUAGCCUUCCACAAGCUUCCCACAAUAAGUUGGGUGAAAUUUGGCCCAUUCCUCCUGACAGAGCUGGUGUAACUGAGUCAGGUUUGUAGGCCUCCUUUGUCGCACACACUUUUUCAGUUCUUCCCACAAAUAUUCUAUAGGAUUGAGGUCAGGGCUUUGUGAUGGCCACUCCAAUACCUUGACUUUGUUGUCCUUAAGCCAUUUUGCCACAACUUUGGAAGUAUACUUGCGGUCAUUGUCCAUUUGGAAGACCCAUUUGCGACCAAGCUUUAACUUCCUGACUGAUGUCUUGAGAUGUUGCUUCAAUAUAUCCACAUAAUUUUCCUUCCUCAUGAUGCCAUCUAUUUUUUGAAGUGCACCAGUCCCUCCUGCAGCAAAGCACCCCCACAGCAUGAUGCUGCCACCCCCGUGCUUCACGGUUGGGAUGGCUUUCUUCGGCUUACAAGCAUCCCCCUUUUUCCUCCAAACAUAACGAUUGUCAUUAUGGCCAAACAGUUCUAUUUUUGUUUCAUCAGACCAGAGGACAUUUCUCCAAAAAGUACGAUCUUUGUCCACAUGUGCAGUUGCAAACCGUUGUCUGGCUUUUAUAUGGUGGUUUUGGAGCAGUGGCUUCUUCCUUGCUGAGCGGCCUUUCAGGUUAUGUCGAUAUAGGACUCGUUUUACUGUGGAUAUAGAUACUUUUGUACCUGUUUCCUCCAGCAUCUUCACAAGGUCCUUUGCUGUUGUUCUAGGAUUGAUUUGCACUUUUCGCACCAAAGUACGUUCAUCUCUAGGAGACAGAACGCGUCUCCUUCCUAAGCGGUAUGAUGGCUGCGUGGUCCCAUGGUGUUUAUACUUGCGUACUAUUGUUUGUACAGAUUAACGUGGUACAUUCAGGCGUUUGGAAAUUGCUCCCAAGGAUCAACCACACUUGUGGAGGUCUACAAUUAUUUUUCUCAGUUAUUGGCUGAUUUCUUUUGAUUUUUCUAUAAUGUCAAGCAAAGAGGCGCUGAGUUUGAAGGUAGGCCUUGAAAUACAUCCACAAGUACACUUCCAAUUGACUCAAAUGAUGUCGAUUAGCCUAUCAGAAGCUUCUAAAGCCAUGACAUCAUUUUCUGGAAUUUUCCAAGCUGUUUAAAGGCACAGUCAACUUAGUGUAUGUAAACUUCUGACCCACUGGAAUUGUGAUACAAUUAAUUAUAAGGGAAAUAAUCUGUCUGUAAACAAUUGUUGGAAAAAUUACUUGUGUUAUGCACAAAGUAGAUGUCCCAACCGACUUGCCAAAACUAUAGUUUGUUAACAAGAAAUUUGUGGAGUGGUUGAAAAACCUAAGUGUAUAUAAACUUCCGACUUCAACUGUAAGUAUUCAGACCCUUUACUCAGUACACCUUUGGCAGCGAUUACAGCCUCGAGUCUUCUUGGGUAUGAUGCUACAAGUUUGGCACACUUGUAUUUGGGGAGUUUCUCCCAUUAUUCUCUGUAGAUCCUCUCUGUCAAGUUGGAUGGGGAGCGUCGGUGCACAGCUAUUUCAGGUCUCUCCAGAGAUGUUCGAUCGGGUUCAAGUCCGGGCUCUGGCUGGGCCACUCAAGGACAUUCAGAGACUUGUCCCGAAGUCACUCCUGCAUUGUCUUGGCUGUGUGCUUAGGGAUGCUGUCCUGUUGGAAGGUGAACCUUCGCCCCCCAGUCUGAGGUCCUGAACGCUCUGGAGCUGAUUUUCGUCAAGGAUCUCUCUGUACUUUGCUCCGUUCAUCUUUCCCUCAAUCCUGACUAGUCUCCCAGUCCCUGCCGCUGAUAAACAUCCCCACAGCAUGAUGCUUCCACCACCAUGCUUCACCGUAGGGAUGAUGCCAGGUUUCCUCCAGACGUGACGCUUGGCAUUCAGCGCCAAAGAGUUCAAUCUUGGUUUCAUCAGACCAGAGAAUCUUGUUUCUCAUGGUCUGAGAGUCCUUUAGGUGCCUUUUGGCAAACUUGAAGCGGGCUGUCAGGUGCCUUUUACUGAGGAGUGGCUUCCGUCUGACCACUCUACCAUAAAGGCCUGAUUGGUGGAGUGCUGCAGAGAUGGUUGUCCUUCUGGAAGUUUCUCCUAUCUCCAAAGACGAACUCUGGAGCUCUGUCAGAGUGACUAUUGGGUUCUUGGUCACCUCCAUGACCAAGGCCCUUCUCCUCCGAUUGCUCAGUUUGGCCGGGCGGCCAGCUCUAGGAAGAGUCUUGGUGGUUCCAAACUUCUUCCAUUUUAAGAAUGAUGAAGGCCACUAUGUUCUUGAUUACCUUCAAUGCUGCAGAAAUGUUUUGGUAGCCUUCCCCAGAUCUGUGCCUCGACACAAUCCUGUCUCGGAUCUCUACGGACAAUUCCUUCGACCAGGAAGGAAUGGCUUGGUUUUUGCUCUGACAUGCACUGUCAACUGUGGGACCUUAUAUAGACAGGUGUGUGCCUUUCCAAAUCAUGUCCAAUCAAAUGAAUUUACCACAGGUGGACUCCAAUCAAGUUGUAGAAACAUCUCAAGGAUGAUCAAUGGAAACAGGAUACUGAAUAUUGUGUAAAUAAGGUAGAUAUAUAUAUUUUUUUAUACAUUUGCAUAAAUGUCUAAAAAACUGUUUUUGCUUUGUCUUUUCUGUGGUAUUUCUGGGGUAUUGAUGAGGAUUUUUUAAAUUUAAACCAUUUUAGAAUAAGGCUGUAACGUAACAAAAUGUGGAAAAAGGGAAGGGGUCAGAAUACUUUCCAAAUGCACUGUAUGUAUGUACAGUAUGUAUGUGCAUAUGAUUUCAUUACUCCCACACCCAGGGAUCUUCUGAUAAACAAAACUCUAAAUAUCACUAAUCUUAUAAAUCGGACCCUGUAAUAUUAAAUCUAACAUGAAUCUGGACUGUAACCAGAGGUGUCAUGCCCCUAAUGUUUUUGAGGGUACUCUGAUGACCAAAGUCAAUGUCUUUGGAUUAUUUCUGUAUAAAAUAAACUGUAUUUGAAAUGUAUGUCAUAAUAUUGUCAGAAACGGGACAUAAAUGUUGUGACGUCUCAUGUCACUGAAUGUCAAGUCACAUUGGGAAUGGCACCUUUGACUCUGACUGUAACCCCAAACCUGAAUAGUUAGCCACCAUCUGCCUCUGUCCUCUGAUGUCCCUGCAGGGUCCAUUUGAGAUGCCAGAUGGGGAAGCGGUGGACUCCCAGUCCUUGAGCAUGAGGCAGAUCCUCCACCAGUACUGGGCUCGCUGGGCCAGAUGGAAGAAUUACCAGCCGCUGGACCACAUCCGAGAGUACUAUGGAGAGAAGAUAGCACUUUACUUUGCCUGGCUGGGUAAGCAUUGGCACUGGCAGUGUCUUGUUGGCUUGAAGUAGACAGUCUGGCUUUUAGAGGAGUACUCGUCUUAGAAGCGGGUUAGCUUUUAUUGGGAUGACUCAUGUACUGGAGGCAGCUCUGCAGAGUCGUCACCAGCUGGCACAGCCACAAAGUCAUAAAUCAGAUUUUUUACCUAACCGUAACCCUAACUUUAAGCACACUGCUAACCCUAAUGCCAAAUCCUAACUUUAAAUUAAGACCAAAAAGCUCAUUUUUGUUUUCAUGAAUUUUUACAUUGUAGUCAAUUUUGACUUUGCGGCACACAUCUAGCGGAAAUCACUCAGUUCUGCCUCCAGGACAAGACUCAUCCCAAUAAAUGUCAACCUGCGUCUUAGAAUAGAAUAUUAAGCUUGAAUAUCCCAUAAAGAGAAAUGUGCAAAUUUGCUUCACAACAAAGAACAGGCUCCUUGGCAAACAGAUCAUUCCAAGACUUACAUCACAUCAAAUAACAUACAUCACACAACACACAUCACAAGAAAUUACUCUUUGUUUGCUUACUCUCUCUCUUUCUUCCAUGUAGGGUUCUACACAGGCUGGCUGCUCCCAGCAGCUGUGGUCGGGACCCUGGUCUUUCUGUUUGGGAUCUUGCUGAUGGUCACUGAUACGCCAGCGUGAGUAUGACAGACGACUUCAACCAAGCGUAUCCCUCCUCUUCAUAAGCCUCGCCCACCAUAACAAAACAUUUUCGUGUUGAGGGUUCAACCAGGGUUGUGAACAUUCUGUGUUUGUUUCCACACCUAAACACAUGUAAGAACUAAUAGUUUAACUCUGCUCAGUUGUAGGUUCAAACAGGGUUUCACUGUAAACAACUGUAUUACCAAAGGUUCUAAUAACGCGCUCAGUCAUUUUCUGAAUGUCUAUCCUCUGUCCCAUAGGCGGGAGAUCUGUGAGAGCAGGGAUGAGUUUGUCAUGUGUCCUCUGUGCAACAUCUGUUCCUACUGGAACCUAUCCAGCAUCUGCACCACCUUCAAGGUGUGUUUGUGUGCACAUGCAUGUGUGAUGGCAUGAUUGAUUCUACCUACUGUAUGUGUUCCUAUACAUGUGUGAUUACACACGUUUGCAUGGGUUUUAUUCACAUCCCUUGCCUUUUUCCACAUUUGUAUGUGUUACAGGCUGAAUUUAAAACGGAUUAAAUUGAGAUUUUUUUUUUCACUGGCCUUCACACAAUACCCCAUAAUGUCAAAGUAAAAUUAUGUUUUUAGACAUUUUUUACAAAUUAAUAUCAAAUGAAAAGCUGAAUUGUCUUGAAUACUUAUCUUGAGUCAGUAAGUAUUCAAUCCCUUUGUUAUGGCAAGCCUAAAUAGGUUCAGGAGUAAACAUUUGCAUAACAAGUCACAUAAUUUCAGUUGCAUUGGCUCACUCUGUAUGCAAUAAUAGUGUUUAACAUGAUUUUUGACCGACUACCUCAUCUCUGUACCCCACACAUACAAUCAUCUGUAAGGUCCCUCAGUCGAGCAGUGAAUUUCAAACACAGAUUCAACUACAAAGACCAGGGAGGUUUUCCAAUGCCUCGCAAAUAAUAAUUGGUAGAUGUGUGAAAGAUGUUUAGCAGAUGUUAUUGCGGGUGUAGUGAAAUGCUUGUGCUUCUAGCUCCGACAGUGCAGUAAUAUCUAACAAGUAAUAUCUAACAAUUUCACAACAUAUACCCAAUAUACACAAAUCUAAGUAAGGAAUUAAUUAAGAAUAUAUACAUAUAUGGACAAGCGAUGUCAGAGCAGCAUGGACUAAGAUACAGUAGAAUAGUAUAGAAUAUAGUAUAUACAUAUGAGAUGAGUAAUGCAAGAUAUGUAAACAUUAUUAAAGUGGCUAGUGUUCCAUUUCUUAAUGUGGCCAGUGAUAAUACAUCCAGUCACUACAAAGAUACAGGCAUCCUUCCUAACUCAGUUGCCGGAGAGGAAGGAAACCGCUCAGGGAUUUCACCAUGAGGCCAACGGUGACUUUAAAACAGUUACAGAGUUUAGGGCUGUGAUAAGAGAAAACUGAGGAUGGAACAACAUUGUAGUUACUCCACAAUACUAACGUAAUUGACAGAGUGAAAAGAAGAAAGCUUGUACAGAAUAACAAAUAUUCCAAAACUUUAUGUCCUGAAUACAAAACGUUAUGUCUGGGGCAAAUCCAACACAACACAUCACUACUCUUCAUAUUUUCAAGCAUGGUGGUGGCUGCAUCAUGUUAUGGGUAUGCUUGUCAUUGGGAAGGACUAAGGAGUUUUUAUGAUAAAAAUAAACGGAAUAGAGCUAAGCACAGGCAAAAUACUAGGCCAAACCUAUUUCAGUCUGCUUUCCAACAAACACUGUGUGACAAAUUCACCUUUCAGCAGGACCUAAUGCACAAGGCCAAAUAUACACUGGAGUUGAUUACCAAUACGAAAUGGAAUGUUCCUGAGUAGCCUAGUUACAGUUAAUGCUUAAAUCUACUUGACAAUCUAUGGCAAUAAUUAAUAAAAGGUUGUCUAGCAAUGAUCCACAACCAACUUGACAGAGCUUGGAUAAUUUUAAAAAGAAUAAUGUGCAAAUAUUGUACAAUCCAGGUGUGCAAAGCUCUUACAGACUUACCCAGAAAGACUCACAGCUGUAAUUGCUGCCAAAGGUGAUUCUGACAUGUAUUGACUCAGGGGGUUGAAUACUUAUCGAAUAAAGAUAUAUUAGUUUUAUUUAUAAUAAAUGUUCAAAUUGUUCUUCCACUUUGACACUACAGAGUAUUUUGUGUAGAUUCAUUAUUAUUAUUGAUCGUUGACAAAAAAUGACAUUGAAAUCCAUUUUAAUCCCACUUUGUAAAAACAAAAUGUGGAAAAGGUCAAGGGGUGUGAAUACUUUCUGAAAGCACUGUAUGUGUGCCCGCUGCCCAUGCUUUUUAGUACAUACUGUAUGGCCAUUCUCUCUUCACAGGCAGGGCUGUUAUUUGACAAUGGGGGGACGGUAUUCUUCAGUAUUUUCAUGGCUCUAUGGGCCGUCACUUUCCUGGAGUACUGGAAGCGCACCAGUGCAGUGCUGGCCCACCGAUGGGACUGUUCAGAGUUUCAGGAAACUGAGGUACAGUACAGUAUGAUCACAGUGAUUAUAUUAUUUUUGGAAAGCUCAAUCGAUCCGAAGUUCAGGCAUAUAAAGUUUGUAUGUGAAAACUUUCUAAGAUGCACAAUUUCAGAUUUUCUGUCAUGGAGCUUUAGGAACAAAUAAGGAAUGACAGAUUUUGGAUGUUGUUCCUGUUUAACCCUUUGUGACCCAGGAGCGCCCAAGGCCAGAGUUCACUGCCACGGCGCCCAUGACCCUGCGGAACCCUGUGACGGGUGCAGAGGAGCCUCACUUCCCAAAGCGACGCCGCUUCAACCGCACCCUGACCGGAGGCAUUGUCAUCUUGAUCAUGGUAAGGUGCUGCAGGACAAUGUUCUUUAAUCCUGGCCCUGGGGUCCCACAAGGGUGCACAUUUUUGUUCUAGCCCAGUACUAGCACUUAAUUAGUCUAAUAAGGUGUGCUGGGUGUGCUGGGCUUAAACAAAAGUCUGCACACACUCUGGCCCUCCAGGAUUGGAGUUGCCCAUCCCUGCUGUAAGAGAUGACAUGUGAGAUAGGAAGUCAAUUUAUGAUGACAUUAAUUGAUGACUAAUGAAUUACAUUAUUAAUCAAGAAUAUCCUAAAAGUCCUAACUUUAUCAUUGAUGCAUUUUUGUCUCUCACAGGUAUCCGUAGUGCUGAUGUUCGUUGUGGCGAUCAUCAUUUACCGGGUGAUUCUGAGCAUCAUCAUCUACAAAUCUCACAAUGCCUUCUUGAUAUUUUCUGUGAGUCCCUUUCUAGUCCCCUACUAGAUCCACUAUGGUUGCAUCAUUCUAGUGUUAUUAGACACUUUUUUUCUUUGAAAUAUUAGUUUUUAGCCCAAACCAUUUCAGACGCUACAGACGUUUUGGUGAGAAGAAAGAUUUUCGGGAUGUCUCCUGCUCUGACAAACAGUGCUGUAGCUCUGCCACCUUCCACAGCAAAUGCGGAAGGCCGACAUCGGCGGAUGCGGUGGAUUGAGAUGCAGCCCAUACAAAAACCCAGAUAUCUCUAGCUGAAAGACAGAUUUUGAUAGGGAUUUUUUUUUAAUGCUAAUUAGAUGUCCGCGGGGGCGCGGACAUUGACUCUAGAUUAUUUGGGUUCUAGCAGCGAAGCUGGGUGAAACCCUAUUGUAUUUGUUGGCGUUCAUUAUUAUUAUUCAUCUUCUUCCAUCAAGGACAUAUAACCUGCAAUUUCCUGUGAAAUGGUAAGGAACAAAUUUGCCUCAAGGACCGAUAAGGUCCGCCAUGAUAGAUUUUCUGGCAUUUAGAAUUUUGUGAAAACACUUAAAUUGCCACUCCUCUGGCACCGAAUGACCGAUAUGCAUGAAACUUGAUAUAUGGCAUCUAUGGACCAAGGUCUCGCAACGCAAUAUUUUCUAGGCUAGUGUGUCAAACAGUGUGUCAAGCAAUAUGUUUACUAACCAAUAAACAUUUAAGUGGGUGUGACCUGGCACAUAAAAGCAUAUAAAUCAGACAUGGAUAUUCAAAUUCUAACAAAACUUGAUACACAUGUUCCAAACACUGUCAAGACUCAACAUAUGCGAGCAUAUUCAGAUCGACCACAUGGCGGCGCUAUAAUGGGCACAUAUUUAUCUCAAUCUGUUUGACUCAGAGUGAUGGAAAUUGGCACACAUGCUAGUCUAGCAAACUUGUAGAGUAUGGUUCUGUUUGGCCGCAUGGUGGCGCCGUUAAAAAGGAAAACCCAUUCAUACAAGCUCAUUGGCUUAUAGCGGCCAUGUUGUUUGAGCUAGAGUCUUAGAAAAUAUAGCGUUUUAAGACGCGGAUGCUAUAUACCAAGUUUGGUGCCGAUCGGUCCAGUGGUUCUGGAGAAGAAGACGUGUAGCCCUUUUGUGCAGUCAAAUGACAAAAUCGCCUUCUAGUGGCCUCAUGGGUGGAAUGUUAUUAAUAUUGUUCAUAAUUUCAUAAUUAAUACAUAUUAUUUAUUUAUUUUAUGCCAAAAAAAUCCCGUGUUUUUAUGUCAAACGGUUUUGUUAUGUUUCAGUCUUCUGUGAUGUAUAUAAAGUGUAAUAUUGGGAUGCAAACUGAAAAUGUAAAACAUUUCAAUUCUAUAGCUGACAUGGUACUUUUUUUAAACCCAAUAACCAUGUGUGUGAGGUGUAUACUUUUGUUUCAAAGUAGAUUUGUUUAAGACCAAGAAACACUCUUUGUGACACUGAUUUAGCCCAUUCAGUAAAAAGUUAAAGAAGUCAACAUCAUCAAAAAUGGUCAAAGAUACAUCAAAACCAUAUUGCAUGAUCUGUUUGAGUUAAUAUAUUUGUCAAGCGUGGUAGCUCAUCCUAUGGUGAUGUGUCCAAUUUUGUCCUGAUGGUGGCGCUGUGGGGUCAAAGCUUGAACCCCGGCAUGACUGCUUGCAGCUCUAUAUAUAUAUAUAUAUAUAUAUAUAUAUAUAUAUAUAUAUAUAUAUAUAUAUAUAUAUUAUAUAUAUAUUUUUUUAUCAUAUUAAUUUAAUCAUAAUAGUACUGUACCUAUCUCGGCAGGCUGGGCGGAUCGCCAGUCUCACAGGGUCCGUGCUGAACCUGCUGGUGAUCCUCAUGCUCUCCCGGGUCUACAUCUACCUGGCCCAUGUCCUAACGCGCUGGGGUGAGUCAGCAAGUCCGGCCCUCGUCUAUCGUCGGGCAGAUGGAAGAUAAAUCAGUGAUUUAUUGGCCAAUGUUUGCUCAUUCUAUUUGCUUUGUGAUGUCACCAGAGAUGCACCGCACACAGACCAAAUACGAGGAUAUGUUUAUUCUCAAGGUCUUCAUCUUCCAGUUUGUCAACUUCUACUCCUCCCCGGUCUACAUUGCCUUUUUCAAAGGAAGGUGAGUAGAUCAAACAACGUCAAGGCACAAAUGAGCCUUAAGUAUUGAAAGGUCCUGUAUUUACCAGCUGGUUAAAUAGGCCCUCGCAGUACAAUGACAAUAUGGCUCAUCCUCAGUGAACUCCUAUGUUUUGCAGGUUUGUUGGUUACCCUGGCAACUACUACAAGCUCUUGGGAAUACGGAAUGAGGACGUGAGUGUCGUACUUACAUACUAAAAUGUACUUAAAAACAUCCCAGCAAACAAUUUCUGGUUAGCGUUGCAUUCCCAGAAUGUUACAUGGCUAUAAUGUUUUCGCCAUGAAGGUUUGGUUAACACAUUGUAGAAGCAUCAAAAACAAACAUUUGGAACAUUUCUCCAAAUGUUCCUAUAACCAUUAUUGUAUGUCCUUCUACUAAUGUUGAUCAAAUAACCUUUGUUGUUAUUUUUAUUUAACCUUUGUUUUGACAGGGAAGACAUAUUGAAGACACAACUUUUCCAAAUGCGCCCUGAAUAAUAUAAUAUGAAAUACACAUAAAAAAUUUGGAAAGUAUUCAGACCCCUUGACUUUUCCACAUUUUGUUACGUUACAGCCUUAUUCUAAAAUUGAUUAAAUACCCCAUAUUGACAAAGCAAAAACAGGUUUUUCAAAAUGUUAACAAAAAACAUCAACAACAACAACAAAAAAUAUCAAAUUUACAUAAGUAUUCAGACCAUAUGCUCAGUACUUUGUUUAAGCACCUUUGGCAGCGAUUACAGCUUCGAGUCUUCUUGGGUAUGACGCUACAAUGCUUGGCACACCUGUAUUUGGGGAGUUUCUCCCAUUCUUCUCUGCCUGAUAUGCGAGGGAGCCCAAGAGGUAUGGGCCUGUGGUAGAGACCCCUGAGUUGGACCCUCAGGAGACAGGGUAGAGGUUGAAGGAGCAGGAACCUCUAGAAGCAGGUGGGCGAAACUGUUGAUCAACACGAUGGGAUCCCCCAAAGCCAUUUCAGCCCCAUUCACCAAAGACCGCUGCCUUGCGCUGGGCUUACGGUGUAUGACGUGCCUCCAUGGGAAGCAGGAUCUAUAACUGUGGUAUCCGCCAGCUCCUCAUAAAGCGUCCUUGCUCCUUUAUUCUCCAAGGGGGGCCGGGAUAGGAGGUCAGGGUAGGAUGGGAAGGGUGGGUGAGAUGGGAGAGGAGAGUUGACUUCACUGGGGAGGGGUCUCUGCAGGGCAGCCCUGGCCAGCCAGUCAGAGAGUGGCAACACGGUGGCGAGGCAGUGGCACAACGACUGGGCUGAGGAGUAGAAAAGGAAAAGGUCUUAGAGCGGGACCAAUCCAGGAUACAUUACAUUGUCUCAAUUUGCUUACUUUGGACGUCCAGCACAGACAUACACUAUAUAUACAAAAGUAUGUGGACACCCCUUCAAAUUAGUGGAUUUGGCUAUUUCAGCCAGACCCAUUGCUGACAGGUGUAUAAAAUCGAGCACACAGCCAUGCAAUCUCCAUAGACAAACAUUGGCAGUAGAAUGGCCUUACUGAAGAGCUCAGUGACUUUCAAAGUGGCACCAUCAUAGGAUGCCACCUUUCCAACCAGUCAGUUCGUCAAAUUUCUGCCCUGUCAGAGCUGCCCCAGUCAACUGUAAGUGCUGUUAUUGUGAAGUGUAAACGUCUAGGAGCAACAACGGUUCAGCCGCCGAAGUGGUAGGCCACACAAGCUCACAGAACGGGACCGCCGAGAGCUGAAGCGCGUAGCGCAUAAAAAUCUUCUGUCCUCGGUUGCAACACUCACUACUGAGUUCCAAACUGCCUCUGGAAGCAAUGUCAGCACAAGUACUGUUCGUCUGGAGCUUCAUGAAAUAGGUUUCCAUGGCCAAGCAGCCACACACAAGCCUAAGAUCACCAUGUGCAAUGCCAAGCGUCGGCUGGAGUGGUUUAAAGCUCACCACAAUUGGACUCUGGAGCAGUGGAAACGCAUUCUCUAGAGUGAUGAAUCACGCUUCACCAUGUGGCAGUCCGACGGACGAAUCUGGGUUUGGCAGAUGCCAGGAGAAUGCUACCUGCCCCAAUGCAGAGUGCUAACUGUAAAGUUUGGUGUAGGAGGUAUAAUGGUCUGGGGCUGUUUUUCAUGGUUCGGGCUAGGCCCCUUAGUUCCAGUGAAGGGAAAUCUUAACACUACAGCAUACAAUGACAUUCUAGACGAUUCUGUGGUUCCAACUUUGUGGCAACAGUUUUGGGAACGCCCUUUCCUGUUUCAGCAUCACAAAGCGAGGUCCAUACAGAAAUGGUUUGUCGAGAUCGGUGUGGAAGAACUUGACUGGCCUGCACAGAGCCCUGACCCCAUUGAACACCUUUGGGAUGAAUUGGAACGCUGACUGCGAGCCAGGCCUAAUUGCCCAAUAUCAGUGUCCACAUACUUUUGGUAAUGUAGUGUAUAGUCCUCAAUAAGCUGACAGUUUCCACAUUGGAAAUUUGUCCAGCCAAUAUUAUCUCGGAACUGUGCAAAAUAUACUGAACAAAAAUAUAAACGCAACAUGUAAAGAGUUGGUCCCAUGUUUCAUGAGCUGAAAUAAAAGAUCCAUACGCACAAAAAGCUUAUUUGUCUAAAAUUGUUUGUAUAUAUUUGUUUACAUCGCUGUUAGUGAGCAUUUCUUCUUUGCCAAGAUAAUCCAUCCACCUGACAGGUGUGGCAUAACAAGAAGUUGAUUAAACAGCAUGAUCAUUACACAGGUGCACCUUGUGCUGGGGACAAUAAAAGGCCACUCUAAACUGUGCAGUUUUGUCACACAACACAGUGCCACAGAUGUCUCAACUUUUAAGGGAGCGUACAUUUGGCAUGCUGACUGCAGGAAUGUCCACCAGAGCUGUUGCCAGAGAAUUGUAUGUUAAUUUCUCUAAGAUAAGCCGCCUCCAACGUCGUUUUAGAGAAUUUGGCAGUACGUCCAACCAGCCUCACAACCGCAAACCAUGUGUAACCAUGCCAGCCCAGGACCUCCACAUCCGGCUUCUUCACCUGCGGGAUCAUCUGAGACCAGUCACCUGGACAGCUGCACAAAUUGUCAGAAAUUGUCUCAGAGAAGCUCAUCUGCAUGCUCGUCGUCCUCACCAGGGUCUUGACCUGACUGCAGUUCGGCAUUGUAACUGACUUCAGUGGGAAAAUGCUCACCUUCGAUGGCCACUGGCACGCUGGAGAAGUGCGCUCUUCACGGAUGAAUCCCGGUUUCAACUGUACUGGGAAGAUGGCAGAAAGCGUGUAUGGCAUCGUAUGGGCAAGCGGUUUGCUGAUGUCAACGUUGUGAACAGAGUGCCCCAUGGUGGCGGUGGGGUUAUGGUAUGGGCAGGCAUAAGCUACAGACACAAUUGCAUUUUAUUGAUGGCAAUUUGAAUGCACAGAGACACCGUGAUGAGAUUCUGAGGACCAAUGUCGUGCCAUUCAUCCGCCGCCAUCACCUCAUGUUUCAGCAUGACAACCAAGGCACAAAACUGGCCAACAUAACAACAGAAAGCAGAGAGGGGUGACUUACUAAAUGAGAUUAAAUGCUGGGGCCCAUCAAAACAGCAACGCCAGUAUGAUAGCCAGGAGAGAAGCACCUUGGAGGGGAUGUAGUUUCCAGUACAGGCUGGUGGAAAGCUGGGAGGGUGGCAAGCGCUACACCGAGCCGCGGGAGAGUCCAAAAGAGUACAUCCAAGUGGAGUUCAAGUUUGGCAGUAGUCCAAAAACAUCCAAGGCACAAUGUCAAGUGGAAGGAUGAAAGCAGCAGUAGGCAGGUGUCUGCUCAGAUAAUGCCCCAGUGCAGGCCUCACUCCAGGGUAGGGUGCCCAGGCAUAUCCAAGUAGGCCUCAAGAGUUUCAUAGACCUGUUUUGUAUGGGAUACUGCCAUGCUAACAUUAGCUAGAAACCAAAGAGGGACUCAAUUGGAAUGUUACCUGUAGGAAUGUUCACUGUUUGCUGGGAUGUACCUUUGCUGUCUUUAUCAGCCAGUAUAUGUGUUUGUGUGUGCGAGUGUCUGACUACGCCUGUGUGCGUGUGCAUAACCUGUAAGUGUGUAUUGUUGUUUGCAGUGUGGUGCUGGGGGCUGUCUCAUUGAACUGGCCCAGGAGCUGCUGGUCAUCAUGGUGGGCAAACAGGUCAUCAACAACAUUCAGGAGUUUAUUGUCCCGUGAGUCUUGUAAUCCUACAGCUUCCCGCAGUUUUGUCUAAAAUCCAAUCCGACUUUAUUUAAACUCCAUUGAUUUACAACAAACAUCUCACAAAAAUGCUAAUGUGAUCCUUGAUGAAUGACCACCCUCUGGGCAAAAACUGGUUGAAUCAAUGUUGUUUCCACGUCAUUUCAACAAGAAAAUUCAAUGUGAUGACGCUGAAUCAACGUGGAAAACUGAUUGGAUUUGAAAAAAAGUCGUCAACGUAAUGGAAUUGUCUUUUUUUUUACUCAACUUUUAACCUAAAUCCAGUGACAUGGUUCCAUUUUUUGUUGAUUUCAUGUUGAAUUAAUGUUAGUUGACAAAUCAACCAAAUGUAAAUCAAAACAAGAUGUUGAACUGACGUCUGUGCCCAGUGGGCAGUAAGUUCUUAUAAUUGUCUUUCUUGCCCACAGAAAGGACCUAUGCACUGCUUCUGUGGUUGUUAAGGUCAAAUCUCUCUCCUUUCGUCUCUUAAUAGAAAACUAAAGUCUUGGUGGCAGAAGCGCAAGAUCCAUCCUAUGGUUAGAGCUGAAGAUGGAGAGGUGAAAGAGGGAGGCCAGAUGCAGGACGCCACACCCUGGGAGACCGACUAUGAGCUCCUGCUGUGUGAAGGACUGUUCGAUGAGUACCUGGAAAUGGGUGAGUGUUCCUGCCCACCUAUACCAGGGCUGUGUUCAUUAGGGCACACAACAUUUUAAAACAAUUUUAAAUGGAAAAUGUAAUUGUGCAUUUCUUAUUGGAUAAGGAAUUACUCUUGUGGUUUGUGUUACUCUUGUAAAAGUGAAGUUGUCUGGGUAACUGGCUAGGACACCAAGGGCGACAUUUUCCUCUAGUAAUGACACGCACUGGGAACAAACUAACCCUAACAUUUGAAAUAGACAGGAGUCUGUGUGCCAUCAAGCCAGUGAUGGAGAAACACAACUGAAACCCCUAGGUCUUGACAAUCUGAUUUUAUUAAGCCAUUGAGGAGAACUAGCGACACACACUCUUACUGCUCUACUUCACACGUGAUCCCUAGUCAAUGUAACUGUCACCUCAUCCCAAAGAUGAAUGUGCCAUGUAGGUCAUAGACAUUGCUGUGCAGAACCUACCCAGUCAGACUGUGUAAUCCAUGACCCAAAUUAAUUUAUUCACAUGCUCUGGAAGAUAACACACUCAAAAAACUCCUAUACAGAAUAAUAUACACUGAGUGUACAAAAUAUUAAGAAGAUCUUCCUAAUAUUGAGUUGCACCCCUCCCCUGUUUUUCUUCAUGGUGAUGGAAAGUCUACAGGUACAAACCUAGAUGUACAACACAGUAAUGUACAUUUACAUUAAGUGGUUUGUAAGGAUGGUAAAUUAAUACUGAACAAAAGUGGUUGUUUUCCAUAUUAAUUGAUCAAGAAAUAUAUUUAAUUUGAUGUGGCUGUUUUGUGUCUUUGCCCAUAACUUUACACGUUUUGAUGUAAAUGUUUGAGUGUAGGGUUUUGUUGUUUCUAGAUUCCAUUAGAAUGACAAUCGCAGAGAAAGGGACAUGGCAACAACUCUUACAAUUCCAAGUAUUAAAAAAUCCUGCAAGAUACUGUUCUUAAUUAUACAUCUACUUUUUUUGCAAAGCUGAGACGCUGAAAACAUUUCCCCCCCACGCUACGGUCCGCUAAUACUAGUAAAGGCCCAGUGCACAAUUUUUUUUGAUUUUUAGUAAUAUAAAAAUAAUAUUAUAUAUAUUAGGAUUUUUCAGGGGGUGCUGCAGCACCCUCAGCACCCCUAUUUCCCUUGGGUAUGCAAACAGGAUGCAUGUUUUGGAAUGUUUUUAUUCUGUACAGGCUUCCUUUUCACUCUGUCAAUUAGGUUAGUGUUGUGGAAUAACUACAAAGUUGUUGAUCCAUCCUCAGUUGUCUCCUAUUACAGCCAUUCAACUCUGUAACUGUUUUAAAGUCUCAUGGUGAAAUCCCUCAGCGGUUUCCUUCCUAUCCGGCAACUGAGUUGGGAAGGACGCCUUUAUCUUUGUAGUGACUGGGUGUAUUGAUACACCAUCCAAAGUGAAAUUCACUGCUCGACUGAGGGACCUUACAGAUAAUUGUAUGUGUGGGGUACAGAAAUCAUGUUAAACACUAUUAUUGCAGACAGAGUGAGUCCAUGCAACUUAUUAUUUGACUUGCUAAGCACAUUUAUACUCCUGAACUUAUUUAGGCUUGCCAUAACAAAGGGGUUGAAUACUUAUUGACUCCAAACAUUUCAGCUUUUCAUUUUUAAUUAAUUUGUAAAAAUUUAAAAACACAUAAUUCCACUUUGACAUUAUGGGGUAUUGUGUGUAGGCCAGUGACAAACAAUCUUAAUUUAAUAAAUUUUAUAUUCAGGCUGUAACACAACAAAAUGUGGAAAAAGUCAAGGGGUGUGAAUGCUUUCUGUAGGCACUGUAUUCUGCUAAUCAAUAAUUUAAUUGUUGCUUAUUAUUAUUAGUCUAGUCACUAGGCGUGGAAUUUAACGGAAUUGGCUUGACACUUGGAAAAGGGUAAAAUGGAAAUGUACAUGGCUACAUGGAUCAGAUUACAGAUGCAUUUACACAACACACCACAACACAAGCAGAAGGUAACUGCUGACUGCCCCCCUCCUCUUUGCAGUGUUGCAGUUUGGCUUCAUUACCAUCUUUGUGGCAGCGUGUCCCCUUGCCCCGUUGUUUGCCCUGAUCAAUAACUGGGUGGAGGUGCGUCUGGACGCGCAGAAGUUUGUGUGCCAGUACAGAAGGCCCGUAGUGGAGCGGGCUCAGGACAUCGGGAUCUGGUUGGACAUCCUGCAAGUCAUCACCUACGUGGCUGUCAUUAGUAAUGUAAGUGUAUGUGUGUGUGUGUCUUUGUACUUGCGUGUGGUGUUAUAAGUAUGCCUGGUUUAAUGCAGACUCCUGCCUCUCUGCCAGGCCUUCCUGAUAGCUUUCACUUCUGACUUCCUGCCUCGGCUCUACUACCGCUACCACAAUGAUGGAAACCUUCGGGGUUAUGUCAACUUCACCCUGGGUACUUCCCCAAGCAACUUUAACACCAACAACAUGCAGUGCAGGUAGAGGCACACUCAUUAUCACCCAUAAAUUGAUAUAUGCAUUUCGUGAAGGUUAUUCUUUUUUUGUUCCUAUUACUCUACAACUGGCAUUGUCAUCUAACGUUUCUUUGUUGUUGUUUUUUUAGAUAUCGAGGAUACAGGGACAGAAAAGGGCAUUUUCGACCAGAGUACUUCCACCUUCUGGCUUGCCGGCUGGCCUUUGUCAUUGUUUUUGAGGCAAGUUCCGCUGAGUUGAGUUGAGAUAUGUCACUAUGUGGAUGACUUUUGCAACACAGAUUCAAUGCAAUUAAUUGACUAAUUCAGUGUUUAUAGGUCUAUAUGUAUUUCUGUUAAGGAGCUGUUAGGAGCUGAGGCAUCUUGGAGAAUUGAAAUUGAGAUGCGCGCUGUGAGUGACUUGUCGUGUGCUUUGAGAAUGUGUGCACUGCCACUGACUGGUUUAAAACCGAAUGGUGUUUUGUUUUUAUAUUCUGGUGUUUCAUUUUGGUGUUUUAUUUUUAUACUCUGGUCUCAGAGUAUUGGCUAGUCAACACACUGCGUCUGAGUAGCCUUACAGGCUUGUUACAAUAUUCAUAGAAGCACAGUUCCCGCUCAGCUCAGUCAAAGCUAUUCGCUGCUCUGGCACCCCAAUGGUGGAACAAGCUCCCCCACGACGCCAGGACAGCGGAGUCACUAACCACCUUCCGGAGACACUUGAAACCCUACCUCUUUAAGGAAUACCUGGAAUAGUAUAACAGUAAUCCUUCUACCCCCCCACCCCCCCCCCCCCCCCCCCCCCCAUUAAAAAAUGAAAAAAUAAAUAUACAGCAUGUAAAAAUAUGAGGAAGAAAACAAAGAAAAAUAUAUAAAAUUCUAUAAAAUACCAAAAAAUGUAAAACCCAACUAGACUAAAAAAAAAAUAGGGUGGUUGUACAACUGGCUAUCAUAAGUUGAAUGCACCAAUUUGUAAGUCGCUCUGGAUAAGAGCGUCUGCUAAAUGACUUAAAUGUAAAUAAUCAAUGUUCCCUCAAAAACAAUUAGGCACUGAGCAUAUUUCAGGUCUGCUGAGCACAAGCUUGAACGUUGUGAAAAUUCUGUGCAACUUCCAGCGAGCGUUUACUGUGAACACUGAGACUGUACCCGCUUUAAGUUACAGUUCUAGCAGUGUCUAAGUAGGCUACUGUGGCUAUUUGAUAAUAAUGUAGGCCUAUCAGAGUGGCCUACCAUCAAAAACAAUGGAGAAAAUGCAUCCCAUAACAUUUUAACAUGGAAAUAGCUGCUCUAUCAUUCUGCCUACAGUAGCAGCCAAUGUCUGGUGUUCAAUGUAUGCCAACAUUCCAUGAGGCUUUUGAAAAAAACAUGCAGGGCUUGACAUUAACCUGUUUAUCCACUUGUCCUUCAGACAAGGAGGUGACUGAAAAUGUUGUUGUGUUGUUUGAUGCAAGAAACCACUUUACAAAAUAAUUACAGAGAAUCAGACAAAUUAUGCUACCCUCUGCCUAUUGGCUACUUAGCUUAUUCAAGCCUGUCUCAAAAUACAACACUGCCCCUUUAAGACAAAAAAAGCUCUUUACUCAACUCGCUUUUUAAAGAUGUCUAUAAAAAUGUACACAUUUUGUGCUCUUGUAGGAAGCAAUCACUCCCCUAUUGCUGACUACAAAUGAUCUAUAACUGGGCUAAUAACUCACCAACUAGCAAAGGAUAUUAACAAAAUGUGCACACGUGGCUACAUGCAGCUCUCGCUUUGAUCUCAAAACAAGCGCAUCUACUCACGACCGCUCAUGCUGUAAACACAGUCCAGUUCAAAGUAAAUGGCACAGGUCCAUAUAUGGCAAUGGUCUGAUUCGAUCACAAUUGCCAGAGUAAAGGGAAACGUUGAUAGUGUUAACAGGGAAAACUCUAGAACAGUGUCACCAACCUUUUCUGAGUCAAGAUCACAUUCUGAGUCAAAAUACAAGCCGAGAUCUACCGCUCAGAUAAAAAAGAAAAAAGAAAAAAAAAAGUACGCCUAUGCAACAUUAACCAAUUAAAAACAGGACUGUAGCAAUGAGGUUUGUGCAGUAAGCUAUAAGUCCAAUACAUUUUCGCCGAAUAUUGGCUUUGCUUGAAUUGCCCUGCCAAUGCAUUGUUGUUGGGCCAUUUAAAAAAAAAAGUUUUUCUACAUUUAAGGUAGGCUAUAUGAUCACACCGGUAAUAGAUCCGUUGUUGUAUUCCUUGUGAAGCACAGGUGAGUGAGCAUACAUUUAAAUAAUAAUUUGCUUUUUAUUUUUAUUUUACUGGGCUGAUGGGUGCCUGCAUCUGAUGGUCAGUCUCAGCAGAGGGAGAGAGCAGCAGACUGAGGGUCCGCCUCUCAACAUCUCUCCGCUCUCCCUUUCCUCCACUGACACUGACCAAAAAGAGACACAGUCUUCCAGCUGAUGGCGAAACUCGAGUUGCACUACAUUAUUUCUGCCUCAUGCACAAAUACUCAUAUGAACUGAGAAAGUUAAAUAUUCUUUGAUAUUAAAAAAGACCCAAGCCGCUAAUAAUAACAACAACGCAAGCCUAUCGAUACACUUUCCUACUCAUUCAUUACUGCUGCAGUGCUUGUUGCAGCGCUGAGUGGAAAUAGGAAGAACGCGCAUUUUAUGGCUUAUAAAAGUGUUGAAUACAAAGUGUUGACAGUGCUGAGUAAGAACAUGAACUCACUCAUAAAAACAGCAGCUCUUUGCUGUAUUCGUUGACAGUCUCUCUCUAGUCAUGGUUUUAAGCGUUUUGAAAUCUCUCAGUAUCAACUUUGCUGUAGCUUUCUUUUAUGCCUUCUACUUUACUGCAGACACAGUAAUCUGAGCCUUCCGAUUGGCCAGCGGUAGGCCUAUAGUGCACUUGAUUUGCUCUCCGGGCCUGCCGGGAAGGCAGAAUUUGUACCUUCAGACACAUGAAAUGGUUCAAAAUGGCAACAGUUCGCCGACCCGUCGCGCAGGGCAGCUGAAACAGGUGCACCUACCGCCAACAGCCCGAAACGAAUAACAAAUUAUUGGAACACAUCGUUGUUUUUUUUACAGAAAUCUUUGGCGAUAGACUAGGAAUGCCUUAGAGAUCGACCAGUCGAUCGCGAUAGACCGGUUGAUGACCACUGCUCUAGAAAGUUGAGUGAAGUAAAAUCUUGCGCUUCUCUCCAUGGGCUGAUAUUUAUUCUGUGCAGCAGUCCUGGGGAGCUGUGCUGCAGUCUCUGGGGCUUAGAGGGAACAUUGUUUAUAAUAAUCCAUCUUCUCUCUCUCUCUUUUUUCCUUUUCUUUUUCCUCAGCAUGUUGUGUUCUUCAUCGGUCGUUUGAUUGACAUCAUGGUCCCUGAUAUUCCUGAGGAUGUGGAGAUCAAAAUUAAGAGGGAGCACUACAUGGCCAAGGAGGCCCUGGCUGAGAACCAGGUGAGAACCCCUGUACCUCUUUCUAGAUACCCGUCAAUCAAUCAAUCAACCAACUGAUUAACCAAUCAAUCAAAUCUCUAUAUUAUUCACAGCCCCAGCUGAGUCUUCUACAGAUUAGAUAGUGUAUUUUCUUCCUAAUUAUCAAUCAUAGAAACCACUUUACUUUACACACAAUUUCUACACACCACAACAUAAAAGUUAAAAGCAUGCCUUGCAGUAGCGGCCGCUGAUUGGCUGGUGAUUUUGAUUGAUUGAUGAAGGGAUAUAACAACAAGCACAGACGCAUAAAUUUAAAACGAAGUAUCUUACUGGGGAUAGCUAGUGUACAUCACAAAGUAGGAUGAGCUGGCUAGCCGGUUUACUUUCCUAAAUAUUCAGAAAUAUUAGCUCAGAUAGAACUGGGCAUGCUACUAGCUCUAGCUAGCUUACUCUAGCUUAUCAAUGGUUUAAAAAGAAGGAACGGUCAGAUGCGUCAUAAUAGAACUAAAGCCGCACUGUGAGCCAGAUUUGAAACGGAAUGACAUUGAAAACAAUGGAGCAGGGUCUUUUUAAAUUCCUUGACUGAUGCAUGCUCAAUUUUCCGUCCCGACUCCCAGUCGUAAGCCCCAAGAAGCUCUAUAACCAUCCGUGAGCAAGCAUUUGAAGAAAGAAAGUGUAGACACUUGGUCGGUCAGAAUGAGAAACCCCUUACCAAUGACAUUAAAAUAGUGGCGGGACUGAAGUUGUGUGGACCAAUAAGGUGACAGGUCAUGUGGCGCAAGCAUCAGAAAAAGAAACAAGGGGUCUGACAUCACUGUACAGCACGGAGACCACUCAAAUCAAAUUGUUUUUAUCACAUGCUUCGUAGACAGGUGUAGACUAACAGUGAAAUGCUUACUUACUUUUUCCAACAAUGCAGAGUUAAAGAUAAGAUUAAAAAUUACAUAAAAAAUGUAAAUAUUGGCACAGCGAGUCAGGCUGCUCAGGACAGCCCGAUUGAUUACACAUGGUAUUCAAAGUUGAGGUCACGGGCUAAUUGUAGUGGGGCCACCACAUUUAUAUAAAAAAUAUAUUUUUAUUAAGAGUAUAAAUGAUUGGCCUCCCAAGUGGUGCAGCGGUCUAAGGCACUGCAUCACAGUGUUUGAGGCGUCACUACAGACCCGGGUUCGAUCCCAGGCUGUGUCACAACCGGCCGUGACCGGGAGUCCCAUAGGGCGGCGCACAAUUGGCCCAGCGUUGUUCGGGGCGGGGUUGCAGCGAUGAGAUGAUCAAAAUGGGGGGUAAAAAAGAGUACGGAUGGGACAACAUACAAACUUUUUUGAGAAAGAUCAUGUACAUUUUUUUUUUUUUUAGUAUACUUAGUUAUCUUAAUUUUGAUAAGACAGAUGAAAAUGUAAUAAAUUAAAUGUUGUUUGUUGAUGUAAAAACUGAAAUUGACUGAUUUGAAGGUUGUGUCGUUAGAUUUUGGUGGAGUCGCAGGAAUUUCAGGCACAUUUUUUUUACUAACUGCUGAAAAAGUUUGAAUAUUUUGGAACCUUAAAUCUAGUGGGGCUUCGCCCCUAACUCCAUAUUGGUUGAGCCGUGACUGGGCUGUUGAACAGUGUGGCAUAGGACAUAAUGUGGGCUACAAUACAUUCACAUCUGGUCCCUGAGACAUAUGCCACGUUCACAUGCUAGUGGGAACUAGGAAACUCAGAAAUGUCCGUCUUGCUAAUUGGUUGUAGUUAGACACGAGCCGCGUUCAACCAGUUAGCAAGUCAGAAAUGUCAGAGUUCCGACUAGCACUAUGUCUCAGGGACUAGAUGUGAAUGUGUGUUCCCUUUCCACCGUUUUUUGUAUUGUAUUAUUAUGUUGUAUUAUAGUGCAUUGGUUGUGUAUUUUGUAUGCUAAACUCACUAAAUGAAUUUCCACGUAAAUCAAGUUAUUGUGUCAUAUGGUAUGAAAAAAAUCCAAAGCUAACUUUCCAGAGUCAAUUAAUCCACCCUUUGCUUUCUUUUUGUUUCACACCCUGUAUGCUGCAGGCUUUGGGUAAGGUUGUUGUCCUAGAUGAGAAGGAGAAUCUGUCCACUGAGCUGCGACGCAGACCCAAACCUCAAACUUCCACAGCGUCUCCACCACGGGAGAGCGACUCACCACCACCCUUACUGAACCCAAUCCAAGAGGACCCAGACAGACCACUGCUCUGA
Coregonus sp. 'balchen' is the source of this 37757-nucleotide messenger RNA. The record is from the annotation of a GenBank genome assembly. Lineage: Eukaryota; Metazoa; Chordata; Actinopteri; Salmoniformes; Salmonidae.